Messenger RNA from Neolamprologus brichardi, 3281 nucleotides. RefSeq names its product BCL2 interacting protein 2 (gene bnip2). Lineage: Eukaryota; Metazoa; Chordata; Actinopteri; Cichliformes; Cichlidae. The record is from RefSeq and is a predicted model, not a curated record. Gene Ontology annotation, biological process: apoptotic process. Gene Ontology annotation, cellular component: cytoplasm.
UAUGCAUAUCCAUGAUAGAGCAAGGCGUUGUUAGCAAACGGUUAACUUCUGCCGUUUAGUUGCCGAGGUUCGUGUGUCGGCAAAUUAAAAGGAAGUAGUCUUUGUAUUUAACAUGGGUCCAAGAAAAGACUGUCUUUAUGUUGAGCUGUAGUUGAUAACUGCCGAAUUAUUUUGUUUUGGCUCAUAGACGGCGUUAAUUGGAAUACAAAGCUUGUUUUGUCGUGGCUAAACUUUGCUAGCUCCAAAGCUAGCCUGAUUGAAUGUGUUACGUCCACCGGAGAACCCUCUGGACUUGGAGGAAGGAAGGAAGGAAACUGAUAAGUAGGAUAACUGCGCACCUAUGCUUCUGCAAAGCUAGAACUCUUUAGGACUCUUGAGUUAACACCGUGACGCAUUUAGAAAAGGUGACUAUCUGUAGACUUCGCGUGAUAUUUGACACUGUUUGGUUAAUGAGAUAUGCUGUUAGUUGGCAUAGCUAGCUGCUAGCGCCACGUCUCUGGGCUAGCUGUACAGCAGACGAGAGCUAUCCUGUUAGCCACAAACUUCCAAAGAAGUUGUGUAAGUCAGAUUUUUCUUUCUGGUUGAGUUGGUCAAGGAGCUGAACGGUGAUUAAAGCAUUUCACGGUCAGACUCUUUAACUCUGAUCUGCUGUACCACCGGGACAACCGGAGAAACUUAUGGCAUCGGAUGUGAUUGAGAGUGAAGCGGUGCUGAAGGGUGUAAGUGAUAUGAAUUUGAACAAUAGCAGCCCAGAUACUGUCACACCCAGGAGGACUCUUGAGGAUUUGAGAAACAGACAGACUUCCAGCCCGUCAUCAUCCGGUGUAUCGGGAGAAGGCGAUGACGAGGAAACAGACGAAUUGCAAAAUAGCACAGCUUCUGCUGCAGAAAAGGGCGAAGAGGAGUUUCAAGACAGUCUAACCAAAACAAGCGGUACGCCACAAGAAAGGAAGACUCCAGACAAUGUGCAGAAGCAACGAGGAAAAAGCUCUACCCCGGUGAGCGUUCCCCAGCCACGCUCACCAGCUGGAGACACUGGAAGCCUUGAACGUCAAGAGUCAGUUGCCACAACAGAAGCCCGCCUCAGAAUGGAAGGAGUUGAACUUAAGGAAGAGUGGCAGGAUGAGGACUUUCCACGGCCUCUCCCAGAGGAAGAGGAGCUUGAAGAUGAGCUUUUUGCAGAAGCUUCUGAGGCAGGAAACUCUGGCUACGCAGUGAACAGUGGCAAGAAGACUAAGAAAAAACUUGCAGCUCCAGACAUCAGUCUCACUCUUGACCGCAGUGAAGGUUCUCUUCUCUCUGACGAGCUGGAUGAAAGCACAGAGCUAGACCUCAGUGACAUGGACACGCCCUCGGACAACAGCAAUGAAUUUGAAUGGGAAGAUGAUCUUCCUAAGCCAAAACCCACAGAACUACUACAGAAAGGCGUGGAGUCAGUUCACGAGUAUUCGGCCUCAGAGGAGAGGGAAGACAGUCGACGCUGGAAGAUGCUUCGUAUUGGAGACCAGGAACACAGAGUGGACAUGAAGGCCAUUGAACCUUACAAGAAAGUCAUCAGCCAUGGAGGUUACUAUGGAGACGGUUUGAAUGCCGUAAUUGUGUUUGCUGUGUGCUUUAUGCCGGAGAGCAAUCAGCCAAAUUACAGAUACAUCAUGGAGAAUUUAUUCAAGUACGUCAUUGGCACACUGGAGCUUUUGGUUGCUGAGAACUAUAUGAUUGUGUAUUUAAACGGGGCGACCUCUCGUAAGAAGAUGCCAACUGUUGGCUGGCUUAGAAAGUGCUAUCAGCAGAUUGAUAGGAGGCUACGGAAGAACCUGAAAUCCUUGAUAAUCGUACACCCCUCUUGGUUUAUUCGCACCCUGCUGGCACUCACCAAACCUUUCAUAAGCUCCAAAUUUAGUCAGAAAAUCAAGUACGUGUACAGCUUGUCAGACCUUGCUGACCUGGUUCCAAUGGAGUAUGUGUCCAUACCAGAUUGUAUCAAACAGUUUGACGAGGAAAAAAAUAGGAAAAGCCGUAAAAGGUAUAUGCACUUUCACCCAGGGUCAGCUUCCGCAUCUUCUGCAUUUCAUAAAACUAACAGAGAAAUGAUGAGUUUGCUUUCAGAAAUGCACCAAGACACCUAACUUUCUUUCAUUUUCAUAGUUGGAUGAUUUCCAGUUACUGCUUAUCCCGAAAUCAGCAGCUUUCCUCUUCAACGCCCCACAUGUUCAUCUGAUUUGAUUCAGGAUUUACCUUCCUAAUUAACAGAUUGAGAGUCCAUUUUUUGGUCUCCAAAAAAUAGGUGACUUGGUGAUUAUUUAACCAGCUAAAUAGAUUUUCUGAGCCACUUUUGUGAAGAUCAUCCCCAAAAAACUAUUGCAUUUACAUUUAUUACCUCAAAGUAAAUCAGCUACCUUAAAAUUGUAUUCUGCACUUUAUAGUUUUGUUUGUUUGUUUUUAAGCCGCAGAGCGUGCUUGCUCACAGCUCAUACUUGCUGUCACAAGUCAUAACUCUACAAGCUACAUGAAGAUAAGGUUUCAAGGAAGCUGAAUGUGUUGCUGCUUGUUUAGGUAAAAAAAGCCAGGGCAUUAAGUUGCACUUACUUGCAUUUAUCUUGUGAAAAACAGGCUCUUAUUUUGAGGAGGUUGGUGUUUGGCAAGUUUGUUCGUGUGUACAAAUGAAUGGGGUCAAGUAAGGAAGUAGCUCGCCUUAGUCACUGUGGUUUUUGGUGGCACUUCAGCCGUGUCCUCACAUGGUUUAGUAACUGGCUCUCACUGAACACACGGUUUGUUCAUUCUCACAGCUCUUUGCAUGACUCACUGCUUACCCGCUGCCCGCUGAUUUUUGGUAAUUGCCACCUCUUUCAGUUUUAAUAUUCUGCUUAUUGUUGAUUCAGUAAUGACCACUCAGGAAGAAAUGGUAUUCAACGAGACAAAGGCUUUUCUGGCAAUAUUUAAUGUAUUUUUACUGCUAAAGUAGAAGCCAAAGUAGAAAUUUUUCACUUUUCAAUGGAAACAGGAAACUUUUAACGAUACAGUUGGUACUGAUCUUUGUACUGAUCAGACAUUUUAAGAAGUUGCAUGUAUACAAAUGAUAUAUACAUGUGUAUAUACAAUAUAUACAAAUUGGGAUUUGUAUAUAUUUUAGCAUUUUAAUCUUUUGGUUUUAUUGGGCAAACUGGUCUAGUGAGUCUGAUCAUUUUUAUACAUUCCAGUGUAUAGAAAUAAUCCUGACACCAAAAAAUCCCAUUUUGAUGGUGUUACAGAUUUUGUACAGUUUUAAUAACCACUAAACUUGU